This is a messenger RNA of Octopus bimaculoides (California two-spot octopus), 888 nucleotides long. RefSeq lists its product as uncharacterized. The record is from RefSeq and is a predicted model, not a curated record. NCBI's taxonomy places the organism in Eukaryota, Metazoa, Mollusca, Cephalopoda, Octopoda, Octopodidae.
AUGGAUAGUCCAAGGUUUGAGAUGAUGAAACUACUGUCCAAAGAUUAUUUUGUGCAGUAUUUACAGGAGAAUAAAUUAAUUUCACAAGAUAAGAGAUGUUCAUGCCGUAAUGAAAUGUCCGUAUUACCCUUCCAGCGUGCAACAGACGGCGUUACUUGGAGAUGCCGCAAGUGCAAGAAAACUGUCUCAAUUCGGAAGAAUACAUUUCUAGAAAGAAGUCAGUUGCCAGUCUUCAAAAUUUUUAGCAUAAUAUUAGAUUUCAUCUGCGAAAUGCCAGUAUCAAGCUCAAUGUCCAUGAACAAUGUCAGCAAGUGUACGGCCAUUCAAUGGUAUCAGUAUUGCCGCGAAAUAUGUUCGAAAAUAUUAAUAAGAAACAGAAAGAAAUUGGGUGGCCCAAAUCAUGUUGUAGAAGUAAAGAAAUGUUUAAUGUUCAAAGACAACAAUCAAGUUGAACAUGUUGAACAGUCAUUCUGGGUUGUUGGAUUCUACGACAACACUCAGAAGAUAGGAUACAUGCAACACAUUCCAGAUACAAAGGCAGAGACAGUGGAGGCGGUCAUAAUGGAAAAUGUAGUACAAGGGUCCAUUAUAUUUACAGAUGAGUGGGCCAGUUACCGUGAACUCCAAAGACUUGGCUAUAUCCACAAUACUGUGGACCACUCUCGGAAUUUUGUGGACCCAGAGAGUGGUGCAACUACCAAUCAUGUGGAGGCAUAUUGCUCCCGAAUAAAAAGUAAACUGAAAUAUAAAUCCGGAUCGAGCGGGAACAUGAGAUGGUUGCACGUGGAGGAGGCCGUGUACAGAGAAUUCUACCACAUGAAAUGCGAUAAAUCUUGGGAAAAUUAUAAGACCUUUAUAAAUCAUAUUGCGGAAAUUUACCCACAAUGA